UUGUGACGAACCAUCUAAAAUUGUCAAAGAAAAAAGUAUAUAAUAGAAAUAUUACACAUGCAUAGUAAAAGUAGUGUUGAGAGGUAAUUGUAUGUUUAAGUACAGUUUUUGUUAGAAAGUUGCUUUCUUCCAGAUAGUUUUGUCAAUUCACCGUUUUAUAAAACACUGAUAGCAAAGUGGAAUAUAGUACCAUUGAAAGAAAAAUAACGUGUUAUUAAUUGUGACGUCUAGUAUUACAUAGUUUACAACCAUGCUAAGCGUAUUAUUAAUCUUCUCAACAGUCAACCAAGUCUUUUCUGCUAGAAUAUUAGGAUUCUUUCCAACUCCUUCCAUCAGCCACCAAGUCAUAUUUCAGCCUAUCUGGAAGGAAUUGUCACUUCGUGGGCACAACGUCACAAUAAUAUCUCCAAAUAUUAUUGGCGAUCCAACCCUAAUCAACUUAACAGAACUUGAUAUGGGAUUCACAUAUGAUCUAUUGAAGAAACCUGAAAACAAUAUUGGGAAAAUCAUGAGAAAAGGGAACUAUCCGAUUUAUAACAUACAUUAUGCGUUUUGUGUUGUGGAAUUAGCAAUGACUAUGAUGUUUGAGUCUCCACCUGUGCAAAAGUUAUUGAAGGACGAUUCGCAACAAUUUGAUUUGAUAUUGCUUGAAGUACUUCAACCAUUAGCAAAUAUCUUUUCUGCAAAAUAUAGGGUCCCAACAGUUGGUAUACAAUCACUGCCAGGUAUUUUAUCAACUCAUGACAUGGUUGGCAAUCCAACAAAUCCUGCAACAACGACAGACUUGUUCUUACCUUUUGACGAUAACAAAUCAUUCCCAGAAAGGAUUAAAACGGUUCUCCAUCAAAUAAUCUUCAGAUUGUACUGGAAUUGGUAUUUAUUACCCAGGAUUGAUACAAUUGCCAGAAAAUAUACAAGUGAUAAUAUUCCAUACAUAGGAGACGUUGAAAAGAAUGUUAGUUUGUUGCUUUUAAAUACAAAUGUGGUGAUGAAUUAUCCAAGACCAAAUGUCCCCAGCAUUGUAGAAAUUGGACAGAUGCACAUUAAGCCAAAGAAGCCUUUACCUAAAAGUUUGAAAGCUUUCUUGGACAAAUCAAAAAAAGGAGUUAUUUACUUUAGUUUGGGAUCAAAUGUUAGAUGUGCAAAUGAAUCUAAAGAUUUCAUAGACAAUGUUAAGACUGCCUUAGGUUCACUACCAUAUGAUGUCAUUUGGAAAUGGGAAAUAGACAUUAUGGAAAAUAAACCCGACAAUAUUCUUUUACAAAAAUGGCUACCACAACAAGAUUUAUUAGGCCAUCCUAAUGUUAGAGUGUUUGUGACGCAAGGAGGAUUCCAAUCUAUAGAAGAAUCGAUUGUGAAUGGUGUGCCUAUGGUGGUUUUACCCAUAAUUGCUGAUCAACAUUUCAAUGCCCAACGGAUGAAACAUUUAGGAAUAGCUAAAGUUUUGGAUAUUGAAACUAUGACCAGAGAUGAACUUAAAAAUGCUAUUAUUGAAGUAGCACAAACCAAGAAGUACAAAGAUAUUGUUUUGAAAUAUCAAAAAUUAAUGUUGGAUCAGCCAAAUACUGGUAUUGAGAAAGCAAUAUGGUGGAUUGAAUACGUGAUUAGACACAACGGAGCAUCCCAUCUUAGAUAUUCAGCCAUGGAUACGCCGUUUUACAAAUAUUAUCUUUUGGACGUAAUUGGGUUCUUUCUUGUCAUUUUUAUUAUUUUCUUAUUACUUUUGUUAAAAUUAUAUAAACUUGUCAAGUACUUUCCAAAGGCGGUUAUAAAGAAUAAAAAGAUUAAUUAGUUUUUAUUUUUAUUAGCAUCUUUUAAAAAUAGAUGACAGUUGAUAUUAAUAAAUAUAUAAAUAAAUUACAUUACGUCAUCGUA
Aethina tumida (small hive beetle) is the source of this 1875-nucleotide messenger RNA. RefSeq names its product UDP-glycosyltransferase UGT4-like. NCBI's taxonomy places the organism in Eukaryota, Metazoa, Arthropoda, Insecta, Coleoptera, Nitidulidae. The transcript has 4 exons. The record is from RefSeq and is a predicted model, not a curated record. Bases 251 to 1792 code for a protein of 513 amino acids. Gene Ontology annotation, molecular function: UDP-glycosyltransferase activity.